Molecule: messenger RNA, 2220 nt
Organism: Diaporthe citri
Lineage: Eukaryota; Fungi; Ascomycota; Sordariomycetes; Diaporthales; Diaporthaceae
Exons: 4
Coding region: 1-2220 (739 amino acids)
Source: RefSeq, a predicted model, not a curated record
AUGGCUAGGGAUCAUCGACAGGCCAAUGGCCAGUUUAAGGAAGAGCCGGGCAAUGACUCGGCCGCACCUCCACAGCAGCCAUCGCAUCCUUCAGGGUACGCUUCGAGCCAUCCCUCUGCUCCGGUCUAUCAACAGCCAAAUCAAGGGAACGCCGCGCAGAACUCGACACAGGACGGUCUGCCCUACUACCAGGCGAGCCCCUACAGCACCCCAAGCGCGACAAGCGGAUACACGUCCGCAGUAGAGACGCCUGACAUGAUGGCCGCGACAAUGCAUCGACAGUACCCCCCCAUUUACCAGACUCCCCAGUCCAACUCGCCAGCGUCUGUCGCGUCGCCCUCGGGCCACGAUCAGCAUAGAAGCAUGUAUGCCCAGCCGACUUCGCAACAAAUGCCACAGCAGUCGAUGUACUACCCGCCGCAGACCCAAUAUGGAUCCAUGCCCCAGCAGCCUGCACCCUCGCCAUACAGCCAGCAUGCUCAGACGUCCCACCAAUCCAUGACCUCCCAGCCAAACAUGAUGAUGUCGCACACCGCGCCACAGCAUCAGAUCGCGCAGCACGCGACUCAGCACGCGCAAGCUGGAAUGACGGGCAGCCCACGGCAUCAGAAGAUUGAGGCGCAUCAAGUGCCCCCUCAACUCCAGAGGCCAUCGCAAUCAGGAUCCAUCGGAGGUCCAUCACCGAGCACUCAAAAUGGCGCCCAGCUCUCAACGCCGACGGGCUCUACCCCCGGCGGUGUUAAUCCCAACGCUGCUCCGGGCCCGAUUCCCGCCACAACUCCCCUGGUGGUUCGCCAGGACGGCAAUGGCGUGCAGUGGAUAGCGUUUGAGUAUUCCAGGGAUCGCGUCAAGAUGGAGUACACGAUCCGCUGCGACGUCGAGUCCGUCGACACCGACCAGCUCUCGGCCGAGUUCAAGACUGAGAACUGCGUGUACCCUCGCGCGUGCUGCGCCAAAGACCAGUACAGAGGCAACCGUCUCCAAUACGAGACGGAGUGCAACACCGUCGGUUGGGCAUUGGCACAGCUCAACCCACCUCUGCGCGGCAAGCGGGGUCUUAUUCAGCGCGCAGUCGACAGCUGGCGGAAUAGCAACCAGGACCCCAGGCUGCGUUCCAGGCGAGUCCGCCGUAUGGCCAAGAUGAACAACCGAAAGGCCGUCAACAGCACUCACCCUGCCCACAUGGCCGGUCCAAGUGGUCCUGCAGGUAUGGCUGGCUCAGGGCCCAUGGGUCCCAGUGGUUCAGCUUCCAUGGGAAAGCCCGCAAUGGCGAUGGGCGGGCAGAUGCACCACCACCAGGGUGGCUCUGACGGCCACUCUCAUGGUGGGGGGGAUGAAGUCGGUGAGGGAGAGUAUAUGGACGACCAGCAUCACCACCAUCACCAAGCUCCCCCGGCACAGCCCGGCCCCGGCGGCGACGACGUUCGUCAGGCCCAUGUAUUCCACGGUGGCUUCAACGGCGGCUAUGGAAGCAACGCCCCUGCCAGCAGUUCCACCAUGCCGUCGCUUCAGGACACCCUGAGCAACGGUCAUCAUCCCGUGGCUGCUCGCCGUGCCGGCUCUCGCGCUGCCGGCGCUGACGAGCCAUCGGAUCUGUUCCCCGACAUUCCCGAGGCAAAGAAGCGCAAGUUCAUCCUCGUUGAGGACAGCGACCGACAAAGCCGCCUGCGUGUGCGCGUCACCCUCGACGGGGUCGAUACUCGCGAAAUCCCCGACUCGUUCCGCAAGAGCUCGUCCGUGUUCCCACGGUCCUAUUUCCCUCGCGAGAUGCAGAGCCCGCCGCCUAGCGCCACAGGGUCAAGGUUCUUCCAGGAAGACAUGAGUGAACUUGAGGAUGACGGCAACGCUGAGACAGAGGGAAGGCGUGCCGGGCGAGGGGCCGCUGGAAGGGGCCGGUCCUUGAUCAAAGUUCCCGCUACUUCUAAUGAGGGAGGCGAGGUCGAAGUUGCUAUCCCGAAGUUGCGCAAGAGCAUUCGCGGCAAGGAGGUCCGUCUCAAUGACCUGGGAUACCGCAUGGCUUGGCUCCAGAGCAGAGUCUUCGCGGGUCGACCAGUGUUUCUCCAACGCGCCCUCGACUGCUACCGCAACAAGACUCGCCAGGCAAUCGACUCCAUCAUGCAGGAUGUCAAGACCGUGGCCCCGCAUUAUGAAACUCGUGUUGGCAAGCGCAGGUGGACCGAGAAGACCCGACGCGGCGAUAAGAAGGACGAUGAGUCUUAG